Molecule: messenger RNA, 6191 nt
Organism: Effrenium voratum
Lineage: Eukaryota; Dinophyceae; Suessiales; Symbiodiniaceae
Source: the annotation of a GenBank genome assembly
GCGGAAACGGAAGCUUAAGCGGAAAAUCCCGAUACGCAGCGAGCGCCUCGGGAGUGUUCAGUCGUUCUUUUGGAUGAACGUCGUGGAUGGUCGCUUGGAGGGUCUUGUGCCUGUUGCUGGCGAGGCCUUUGGCACAAACGUGCCCGGGCGUUGUGGAGAAAGAUGACAUUGGCCCUGCGAUGACAUGCGGAGUGCCAUGUCAACUCAUGGAGCUGAGCAAUGCUGACCAGUGCAGAUUUGACACAUCUGCUUGUGGCGAGACGGUGCCUGCGGGCACAAGUUGCCCGGUGGCUUGCCGCAGCCCCUUCCGGGGAGACCCGGCGUUGGCGACCUGUCCACCGGGGAACACCGACCUCUUUUUUAAAACUGAAUUGACGGCGCCGGAUUGCGAUUUGUUUGCCAGUGACUGUCCAGAGGGAGAGAUACCGGAGGCAUACCAGAGAUUGUUGGAUGGACCGGGUUGGGAGUGUGCGCCGGGCUAUGCCGGGACAGCAACUGCCAGAUGUGUUCCAGAUGAGAACUGCCAAAGCACCUUGCAGUUCUUCGGCUGCGAGAGAACAACUGCCUGUGCUCCGCCCAUCAAUCUGAUUGGAUGUGUGCUGGACGUCACGCGAUGUGCAGAGAUCGAGCCUGGCGGCUCUUGCCAGGUGAGCUGCCGGUUCCCCUACACGGGCUGGUCCAGUGUGGCCGUGUGCCGGCCGGACAAUGUGAAUCCGGAGGUGGGCUUGUUGGUGGUGGAGCCCCAGUGCACCUUGACGUGCGAGGACCCCCCCAACGAGCCGGAUGGCUACAUCAAGGUGUCCUUUGGGAACGGCUGGGCCUGCGCUCCGGGCUAUGGGGGUGAGGCGAUGUGGGAGUGUGUCAUCGACUCCGUGUGCGCGUCCAAGAAGGUGCUCUCCGGCUGCUCCUUGCUGGCCCGCUGCAUUCUGCCCGUGGAGGACCCCUGCGUCUACGACUUCACGGAGUGCAUCGGGGACUCUGCGGCCCCUGGAAGCUUUUGCAAGGUCCACUGCAAGUCCCCCUACCGGGGCAACUCCACCAAUGCCAGCUGCCCAGCCGGAAACACGGACCCCCUCCGCCAGCUCGACUGGGAAAGGCCCAAUUGCGACAUCAACUGCGGGGCAGCAGACGUCCCGGUCGGCUACCUGUCCCACCCCUACGAGCGAGUCUAUGGUGGCUGGCAAUGCGUUUUUGGAUAUGCGGGCUUUCCCAGGGUGACCUGCGGGACCGACGCCAAUUGCAAUCCACAGCUCCAAUUUUCCGGCUGCAACGCCCUGGUGCCCUGCGAUGCGCCGGUCCUGUCCUCUGGAGAGCUGUGUGCUUUCCAGCAUACAUGCAUCUCUGUACGGUCUGGAGACUCCUGCGAGGUCACAUGCAGACCUCCGUAUGUGGGCGGAGUUGCAAAUGCCGAGUGCCCCCCAAACAACACUCUGGUGGGAAGGCAGUUGAUUUGGGCCGCGCCAGACUGCAACCUGGAGUGUCCAAUGCCAGAUCCAAUACCAACUGGCUAUGUCACAGCUGGAACUGAGCCCUCAGGCAAGCAGCUGUGGGCGUGUGCUCCGUACUUCGAAGGAUUUCCAACAGUGACCUGCCGGAUCGGCGAUGGAUGCCAGGCGGCCUUCGAGUUUCAGGGCUGCGUUCCUCAAACCACCUGCGCAGUGCCGGAAAACACCCCCUGCUCCUUGGACUGGUCCGCCUGCCAAAGCGUUUUCGCCGGAAGCAGCUGCGAGUUGGCGUGCGGCCCCAGCUUCACCGGCAACGUCACAGAGGCCACCUGUCCUGAGGGCAACGUGGAUCCCACCACGCCCUUGGAGUGGACCUUCCCGGGCUGCACGUUGACUUGCAAGGACCCAGAGGACCCGGUGGGCUACGUCAAGAGCCGGUUCAUGUGCGCGCAGAACUACACGGGCAAUCCGGACACGCGCUGCGCUGCGGACUUCUCGGACAGCUGCAAUCCCACCUAUUCCUUCUCGGGGUGCAAGGCGGUGGUGCCUUGUGCGGCACCCAAACCUGGGAUGGGCCCGGGCGCCCUCCAACGAAUUCGCGAUGACGCGGAUGACUUCUGCAUGUUCGAUUUUUCCGACUGCCAAUCUGUGGCGCCAGGUGGCAAUUGCACGAUCCGCUGCGGCUCGGACUAUUCGGGCAAGCCGACUGUGGCUUACUGUCCAUCCGACAACACGGAUCCGCAGGGCAACCUCAUUUUCAUGGAGCCGAUUUGCGCGCUGAAGCCCUGCGGCGUAGCAGCCCCCCCUGGGUAUACGGAGACGCCCUGCGGCUGGGUCUGCGACGAGGGUUACAUCGGCGAAGUGGAGGCGUACUGCAGCCCCAUGGGCACUGAGCCGGGGAAGUGCAGGUCUGAGCUGGUGAUCGGCGGGUGCACCCAAACAGUGCAGUGCGCGCCCUUGAUGGUCAACGACACCUGCCGAACCAAUGUCUCGCAAUGCCAGGCGCUCCAGCCGGGGCAAGGCUGCAACAUCACCUGCGCCGAGCCAUACACGGGGGGCCAAGGGGAGAAUGCCACCUGGGCUUAUUGCCCCGGAAGCACCACGCGGCUGUUCCAGCAGCCCCUUUGGGGCACCGAGCUGGGAGAGUGGGCCAUCGACUGCGACGUGGAGUGUGCCUUGCCCGAGCCCAUCCCGGAGGGCUAUUUGCUGACGGGAGUGUGGCUUUGCGAUUCCGGCCUGGGCUACAGUGGGGAGGCUUCGGCGGAGUGCAUCGUCAAUGCCUCCACCUGCGAGCCUGAGCUGAUCAUCACCGGCUGCUUUCCAACGGCUCCCUGCAAUCUCCCAGAGAUCGACGCCUGCCAGCACGACGUUUCUGCAUGCCCCAGCUCCUUAGCGGCCGGCACCUCUUGCGAGGUGCAGUGCAAGCCCCCUUACAUGACCCCGUUGGGCGAGCCCGGUGGCUCCAUCGCCUGCAGGGAUCGCAACAUUGAUCCCACGGCAGCCGUUUGGUCACCUCCGAGGUGCAUCCUGGGCUGUGCUGAGCCCUCAUCGCAGUACGGAUAUCGCAACGUACUUGGGGCCUGGCAAUGUGCUGAGGGCUUCAAUGGACCUGGCGCCAUUUGGUCAGAGUGCGUCGUGGACCCAGCCUCAUGUGUCUCCUUUCCCCGACUUUUCGGCUGCUCACCGUACGUCCCCUGCGCUCCGCCAGACCUGACGCCGAUACAAAGUUGCAUGCUGGAUAUCGCGAGCGGCAACUGCGAGGCUGUGCAGCCUGGAGAAGUUUGCACGGUCUAUUGCGCACUGCCGUUUAUAGGCGACAAACUGGGUGCCGGAUGUCCAGCCACAAACAUCGACCCAACAAGAAUCAUCAACUGGGCUGCACCGGUGUGCUACUGCCCUGUACCUCUCCCAGUUCCUGAGGGCUAUAUGCAUAUGGGCAAAGAUGAGUACCGGUGCGCCGAAGGUUUUUUGGGCACUGCGAACUACAGAUGCGACAUCGACACCACCACAUGCACUCACCAGGUGGUGCUGACGGGAUGCUAUCCCUUGGCUCCUUGUGAUCGGCCGCAGGUGGACGACUACGAUCUCUGCAAGCUGGACUUUACGAACUGCCAGGGACCUUUGGAGCCCGGCGAGGUCUGCAACAUCACCUGCAGAGAGGGCUUCAAUCAGAACAUCUCCGACUCGCAAUGCCCGCCCGCAAACACGGUCCCCUACUUCUCUCCUUCAUUGGACAUCUACUGCGGCGAGUACACCUGUGCGACGGCGGACGAGUGGGCCAGUGAGAACCCCCUGCCCAAGGGCUAUGAUGUCGGUAUCUGGCGCUGUACAGACGGCUACCGAGGAUCAACGUCGACCAAGUGCGUACAGUCUGAUGAGUGUGGUGGCACGCUGGAGUUGUCAGGGUGUAUCCCCUUGCAGCCCUGUUCCGUACCUAGACUCAGCAAAAGGGAUACCUGCAGGUACAACUUUACAGAUUGUGAGAUGACACCAUCUGGGCAGUUCUGUGAUGUUCACUGUGUCCAUCCCUUUGUGGGUGAGCCAGGCAAGGCAUUCUGCAAGCCGGACAAUGUGGACUUGGGCACGGUGUUGGAGUGGGUUGAGCCCGAGUGUAGCACGCAGUGCGCAGCUCCUGAUCCCGUUCCCCCGGGCUACGUCAAGGAUUCCUGUGGAUGGCACUGUGCUCCGGGCUACGACGGGAAGGCGCGCGCCCUCUGCGACGUGGACGACGACUGUCAUCCGCACUUGACUUUGACGGGCUGCGCGCGGGAAGAGGACUGCGUGGUGCCGAGCUUCGACCCCUGCCGCUUCGACUUUGCUCAGUGCGCGGAUCCGGUGCCCCCUGGCGCCUCGUGCCAGGCGAGGUGCAAGGCUCCUUAUCACGGCGCAGACUUCCCGGCGGUCUGCCCAGCAGGCAAUACGAUUCCUGGCCAAGGUCUUUCCUUUGACGCCGAGCGCUGCAGCCUCACGUGCCCCAUGCCGGACCCUCCGCCUGGGUACACGUACGUAGGGACCAGCAACGACACUGGUUCUUCAAGCUCCUGGAGCUGUGCGCCGAACUUCGUGGGCCGCGCUGUGGCCACUUGCGCCCUGAGCCCCAACUGCGGCCCCCCCCGGCUGCAGCUCACCGGCUGCGACGAGAAUGUGCCGUGCCUGGCGCUCGGCUUGGACCAGUGCCAGUUCUCCGACUGUGGCGUUUUGGCGCCGGGGGCGCGCUGCGAGAUCGGGUGCCGGUGGCCCUACGAGGGCAACUCCUCGGUGGCCAGCUGCCCGGAUCCCAACAUCGACCCCAGCCGCUUCCCGGACUUCGAGGUGCCGGAGUGCUCCCUGGUGUGCCCACCGCUGGUAGUCCCUGCUAACUACACGAUGACCGAGGGUGGCAUCAUUUGCGCAGAGGGAGCUGUGGGCGCGGCCUCGGUGGAGUGCCGCAUCACUGCAGAGUGCCAGGCCUAUUGGCACUUCGAGGGCUGCGCCAUGCUGGUGCCCUGUGCGACUCCUCUGGUGGAUUUGUGCCGAGUGGACCUGGGGAACUGCUCGGACCUGGGCCCGGGGGAGUUUUGCAUCAUGGGCUGCAGGGACGGCUUUGACGGUGGGGAGGCGAUUGGCAGAUGCCCCAUGGACAACAGCAACGCUUCCUUCCGCGUGCAGCUGGACGAAGAGUUGGCCUGCCACUGCACCCCGGGUCCACCGCAGUCUGGGUAUGAGCUCGUCGGCAGGAAUGUGGAUGGUGGGCGCUGGCAAUGCGCAGCAGACUGGACAGGCGACGCCAAAGCCAGCUGUGCCAUCGAUGAAGCCUGCAGGAUGGACGUGACGCUCGCCGGAUGCGUGCCGGUGUACAGCUGCGCCGCCCCGGACGCUGCCUACCUUAGCGAUCCAGCAGAUUGCCAGAACAUCCCAGCAGGAGAGACCUGCGAGGCACAGUGCGCCCCAUCCCAAUGUAUUUCCGGCGGCCCUCUGCUCUUCAGCUGCCCAAGUGGCAACACCGACGCGAGCCGACCCGCGACUUGGGAGUCCGGGGCUUGCAAAGUCAAGUGCGAGAUCUGCAGGUCGUCUGCGCUGAUCGACACCGACCCUCGGCCGGGCUUUCUGACUGGCACACUUCAGUUUGGGGAGGCGCACUCCAGUGGUCUCAUGCCAGUGGACGGAGUGCAUGCCUAUCGGCUGUUCUUCGCAGAUGAGUGUGGCCUACAGCUGGGCCCUACAUUGGGCUAUGUCCCAAGGAGUGACAUGCUCUAUGCAUGCUGCGCCCCAACCGCCUACUCCUUGAGAGUGGAGGCCGAAAUCCCGCCAAAUGCAGUGCAAAUGAUCAUCGCGAUCAACACCAGCUUCGGCGAGCUUCCGAUCGGGACAAGCAUAUCCUACUCGGAUCUGACUGAGACCCAAGCGCCAACCACCUUGAGGCCCAUUACUGCGUCUUGCCAAGGCUUUGCGUGGCACUGGAUGUGGAUGUGUCUGAUCGGAAUUCAUUGGUGACGCCCGGAGAUCGCUUCCCGCCGGACCGCUCAGCGGCCGGAGAAUCCUUUUUAGCGACCGCCUCUCCAAGAGAGAGCCGUCCUGUGCACGACCCAGCAUCCAAAUUUGGCCAACUUGAUGCAAGUCUAUGAGCACGGCCGCACUUUGGAAGCUGAGGGAAACCAUUGGCGAAGGAAGAAAGCACCGUGAGGUGAGCAGCCGGUGUCAUUUGUUUGAGAUUGAGCAGGCAGAAGCAAUCUUGUUCACAAGGGGCGUGGCAGCACAGAUCCACCU